Molecule: messenger RNA, 2259 nt
Organism: Astyanax mexicanus (Mexican tetra)
Lineage: Eukaryota; Metazoa; Chordata; Actinopteri; Characiformes; Acestrorhamphidae
Product: surface protein-like
Exons: 2
Coding region: 1-960 (319 amino acids)
Source: RefSeq, a predicted model, not a curated record
AUGGACCAAAAACAAACUGCAGCCAUAGAGAUGAACAAUGAAUCAGAUCAAGAAUGUGUUGAGCUUUUAGAUGAGAUUAUUAGGGCACCAAAACAAGACGAUGCAUCAAUGACCCUGGAUGUAGAUGCAGAAACAGGGGAUACAACUGAGCUCCAGAUACCUUUGCUUGCUGAUGAGAUGAAGGAAGACCCACAUCCACAAAACUUAGAUAAUGCAAAGAUCAAUGAAUAUAGCAUUAAUGAUGGUAGUGUGACUUGCAGUCUGUUACAGGAGGAAAGUGUAACAGUGCCAAAGACAAAGGAAAUCAGUUCUGAACAAAGUCUGCUUACUCUUGAUCUUGAUGAAGACACUCUUAAUGAAGAGUUGGCAUCUUCUAAAACAGAAAAGGAUGAUGUUGGACAUGGACUUCAUUCAGGCAUAGAGAUACCACAGGACACACCUGCAAUGGUCGAAGAAUUGUGCCAAACGGUGGCAAAGAGACAUUUGGGAAGGACCAUGGAAAUACAUUCUGAACAAAGCCUUGCUACUCUUGUUCCUGAGAAAGACAACACAGUGUUGGCAGCUUCUGACUCAAAGGAGGAUGUAGCUUCUGACCCAAAUAAGGAAGAUGCAGCUUCUGACUCAAACAAGGAAGAUGUAGCUUGCGACUCAAAAGAAGAUGUAGUUUCUGACUCAAAAGAAGAUAUAGCUUGUGACUUAAAGGAAGAUGUAGCUUGUGACUCAAAGGAAGCUGUAGCUUCUGACUCAAAGGAAGAUGCAGCUUCUGACUCAAAUAAGGAAGAUGCAGCUUCUGACUCAAAUAAGGAAGAUGCAGCUUCUGACUCAAAUCAGGAAGAUGAAGCUUCUGACUCAAAUCAGGAAGAUGUAGCUUGUGACUCAAAGGAAGAUGUAGCUUCUGACUCAAAAGAAGAUGUAGCUUCUGACGCAAAGGAGGAUGUAGCUUCUGACUCAAAUAAGUAAGAUGAAGCUUCUGACUCAAAUAAGGAAGAUGAAGCUUCUGACUCAAAUCAGGAAGAUGCAGCUUUUAACUCAAAGGAAGAUGUUGGGGAUUUAAUUGUAAAUGUUGAAAGACCAAAACAAGAUACUCAUUAACAUCUUAUGGUUGGACAUGGACUUCAUUCAGGCAUAGAGAUAGAGGCAUAGAGGCAUACAGGCAUAGAGAUACCACAGGACACACCAAUGGUCAAUGGUUCUUGUUCCUAAAUUUCCUUCGGGAUAAAUAAAGUAUCUAUCUAUCUAUCUAUCUAAUGUGGGUGUCAACUGGUUAGAAGACAUCAGUUUGGCAGUGGACAGUGAUGCCAUUCAUACUGGAGAAGAAUAUAAAUUGACCAGCCUCAAGUCAAAAAAAGAAAGAUGUCAUGGAUCAUCUUAAGCCAAGCAUACAAAGAACAGAGAACAUGUCUGCGAUUGAGCAAGUAGUAAUCACAGCGGUAAAGAGUCAGACCUGCAAUACUGUGACCAUGACGACGUAUAACUGUCAGCGUCAGCAGCUGAUCACCAGUGAUGAACAAGUGGAUUUAGACGAGGGCAUAAGUAGUUCAUCAGAAACCUCUACAGCAUCUACAGAUUCAACUAUACUGGGAAUACAACAUCUUUACACAUUUUAAUACAUCUAAUAGUGAAACUGUAGACAGGGUUCAACUGCAGGUUUCUGAGGACAUAGACGCUGAAGUCAAUACUGGAUUCCUGGACACCAUUCAUAGUGAACAGGACCAGGAUGUGCUCCAUCCUAAAUAAGAACGAAGGAAAAUAUUUUGAGAAAUCAUCAGAUGAAGCCAAUGAUUUAUUGUUUAAUAGACAGAGUCAUGGGGAUGUCUGAGCAAGAUGUAUACAGUUCUUCUUCACAAGCUGGUUCUCAGCAUAGAGUGACAAGAAAUACAGUGAAGCUUAUGCAAAAUAAAACAUCUAGCCAUACUGAAGGUGCUUAUAUUGUAUUUGUAAAGUAAGAAGAGAAUGAGACAGCCAAGUUCUGGAACAGCCAGCCAAGAGUCAGUGUCUUUGAGUAUCCAACCAAGAACUGUGGAUUCAGGAGGGGAGCACAAAUAAUCAAGUAAAGAUAUUAAACACAUUACAGAGCCUUCUUAAAAUCUUCCCCUAGUACAGGAUGGAGUUCAAUAUGAAGAUAAAGAAGUCCAGCAGAUGUUACACCACAAGCUGAGAUACUACAAAUAGAUUUAGUUGAAAGGAAAGCCAAUGAUUUGCAAUCAGGCUUAUCACAGGAAGGUACCUUAACAGCUAAAGGGGCCACAAUAAACAGUU